AUGCAUUGUGAGACGACUGGGACGAAUAACGUGCCGUUGGGGUCGCGGCGACGUUUUGGACAAGAAGAGCCUGGGAUGGAGGCAGAACGGGAUGAAAAGCAGGACGGGAAUCGGUAUAUGCCUCCAUUGCCGUCUGAUUCAUCUGCGCCUCUGCCUCCAGGAGUGGAUGAGCCGCGUGGGUUUAGAACAGGAGGUCCUCGGGUUCGAAAACGGAAAAAUAGAUGGGGUACGGGGGGUGCAGAAGGAAAUAAAGCACUCGGAUUGAUUGGUCUGCCAACGGCGAUUACGAGUAAUAUGACGAAUGAGCAGCUUGAAGCAUAUGCUCUUCAUAUGCGGUUAGAAGAAAUAGGUCAGAAAUUGCGUAUUGGUGAUGUUGUACCUCGUGAUGGUGAAAGAUCGCCAUCACCUCCUCCUCAAUAUGAUAAUUUCGGUCGUAGAACGAAUACACGUGAAAUUCGAUAUCGAAAACGUCUUGAAGAUGAACGACAUCGUUUGAUUAAUAAAGCGAUGUGUACAAUACCUGAUUUUAAACCUCCUGUUGACUACCGGCGUCCCACUAAAACCCAGGAUAAGAUAUAUGUCCCCGUAAAUGAUUACCCGGAAAUCAAUUUCAUUGGUCUAUUGAUUGGACCUCGAGGCAAUACUUUGAAAAAAAUGGAAGCCGAAUCGGGCGCGAAAAUUGCUAUUCGUGGCAAAGGAUCAGUCAAAGAGGGAAAAGGCCGUAAUGAUCCUUCUGCCAAUAGUAAUCUUGAAGAAGACUUGCAUUGUCUUGUAAUGGCGGAUACCGAGGAUAAAGUCCGUCAUGCGAUUAAAUUGAUCGAAGAUAUUAUCGAGACAGCGGCAUCUGUUCCUGAAGAACAAAAUGAUCUUAAACGGCAGCAAUUACGAGACCUUGCAACACUUAACGGUACACUUCGUGAUGAUGAAAACCAAGUUUGUCAAAAUUGCGGAAAUGUUGGUCAUCGUCGAUUCGAUUGUCCAGAACGACAAAAUUUUACGGCUAAUGUCGUAUGUCGGAUUUGUGGAAAUGCGGGACAUAUGUCUCGCGAUUGUAUAAUGAGAAACGAUCCUGAGGUUUUGCGUCAGCUAAACAAUGGAAAUGACGCUGCUGAUCGUGAAUAUGAAAAUCUUAUGCAAGAACUUGGUCAAGGGCGGAAUGAAGCAGGACGAAUUGAGGGUGCUAGUACGGCUCCUUGGGCAUCCCUUACGGGUUCAGGUGCAGCUCCUCCUUGGGCUAAAGCACUUCCUGAUGCUCAUAAUGCUUCGGUACCGCCUCCAUGGGCUCAACCUAGUGCAUCAAUACCACCUCCACCUGGUGUUUCUCAGAGUGCUUAUGGCGUUACUUAUGGUGCUCCUGGAGCUGCUCCGCCUACAUUACCUAUGUAUGCGCCUCCUCCAGGUGUGUCUACAUAUGGCUCAUCAGGCUCUAUGUAUGCUUCUAUGCCUCCUGGAUUACCCACAUCUAAUCCUCCUCUUCCGAAUACUCCUUAUUAG
Molecule: messenger RNA, 1494 nt
Organism: Pneumocystis carinii B80
Lineage: Eukaryota; Fungi; Ascomycota; Pneumocystomycetes; Pneumocystales; Pneumocystaceae
Exons: 7
Coding region: 1-1494 (497 amino acids)
Biological process (GO): regulation of mRNA splicing, via spliceosome
Cellular component (GO): nucleus
Molecular function (GO): zinc ion binding; mRNA binding
Source: RefSeq, a predicted model, not a curated record